CACAGUUGAGUGCUGGCGGCUGAAAUAGCAACAGUGCCAUCUUGAGAAGACAAAAGGGAGUUGCAUCAGAGGAUCAGGGAUCAGGAAUCAAGAGCAAGGAGCAACCAUGGCAGUGGAAACGGUGCAGGAGACGCUGCAACAGGCGGCCAGUUCGUCGUCGGUGUUGGGAUUCAGUCCCAUGUUGACCACCUUGGUGGGCACCCUGGUGGCCAUGGCCCUGUAUGAGUACUGGCGCAGGAAUAGCCGGGAAUACCGCAUGGUGGCCAACAUCCCAUCGCCGCCGGAGUUGCCCAUUUUGGGACAAGCUCAUGUGGCCGCCGGUUUGAGCAAUGCCGAGAUCCUCGCCGUUGGCUUGGGCUAUCUCAACAAGUACGGUGAAACGAUGAAGGCCUGGCUGGGCAAUGUUCUCCUGGUGUUCCUCACUAAUCCCAGUGAUAUCGAGCUUAUCCUGAGUGGUCACCAGCACUUGACAAAGGCCGAGGAAUAUCGCUACUUCAAACCCUGGUUCGGUGAUGGUCUGCUGAUCAGCAAUGGACACCACUGGCGUCACCAUCGCAAGAUGAUUGCCCCCACUUUCCACCAGAGCAUCCUGAAGAGCUUUGUGCCAACUUUCGUUGACCACUCCAAGUCGGUGGUAGCCAGGAUGGGAUUGGAGGCCGGCAAGUCUUUCGAUGUACAUGACUAUAUGUCCCAGACCACCGUCGACAUCCUCCUGUCCACCGCCAUGGGCGUGAAGAAGUUGCCGGAGGGCAACAAGAGCUUCGAAUAUGCCCAGGCUGUCGUCGACAUGUGCGACAUCAUUCACAAGAGGCAGGUUAAGUUGCUGUACCGUCUUGACUCCAUCUACAAGUUUACCAAGCUGCGUGAGAAGGGAGAUCGCAUGAUGAACAUCAUCUUGGGCAUGACCAGCAAGGUGGUCAAGGACCGCAAGGAGAACUUCCUGGAGGAGUCAAGGGCUAUUGUCGAGGAGAUCGCAACUCCAGUUGCCAGCAGCCCCGCCUCCAAAAAGGAGGGUCUGCGCGAUGAUCUGGAUGAUAUCGAUGAGAACGAUGUGGGUGCCAAGAGGCGUUUGGCUCUUCUGGAUGCCAUGGUGGAGAUGGCCAAGAACCCCGACAUUGAGUGGAACGAGAAGGACAUCAUGGAUGAGGUGAACACCAUUAUGUUCGAGGGUCACGAUACCACUUCGGCCGGAUCCAGUUUUGCCCUCUGCAUGAUGGGCAUCCACAAGGACAUCCAGGCCAAGGUCUUUGCAGAACAGAAGGCCAUCUUCGGAGAUAAUAUGCUGAGGGAUUGCACCUUUGCCGACACCAUGGAGAUGAAAUAUCUGGAGCGCGUGAUCCUGGAGACCCUUAGGUUGUACCCUCCAGUACCUUUGAUUGCCAGGCGUCUGGACUACGACCUCAAGUUGGCCAGUGGUCCGUACACGGUGCCCAAGGGAACCACCGUUAUCGUGCUGCAGUACUGCGUGCACCGACGCCCCGACAUCUACCCCAACCCCACCAAGUUCGAUCCGGACAACUUCCUGCCCGAGAGGAUGGCCAACAGGCAUUACUACUCCUUCAUUCCCUUCAGCGCUGGUCCCAGGAGCUGUGUGGGUCGCAAGUACGCCAUGCUGAAGCUGAAGGUACUGCUGUCCACCAUCGUGAGGAACUACAUUGUCCACUCCACUGACACAGAGGCGGACUUCAAGCUGCAGGCUGACAUCAUCCUGAAGCUGGAGAACGGAUUCAAUGUCUCAUUGGAGAAGCGUCAGUAUGCCACGGUGGCCUAAGAACCUUUCAGACAGAACCCAGAACUCCGAACCCAGCCCUGUAUAUAGACGAUGAAUCCCGUUGCUUAUCCCGACCGAAAACCACGAUGACGACGAACCCAUAUAUAUCCGAAUAUCCGAACAACCGAAGAAGAACCCAGCACACAAGCCAGCCAGAGAGUCAACCUAUUUUUCUUUCGUUUUUUUCUCGUUUCUAUAUCUAAAUGGAUAAUACCUAUUUGUUUGUUGGUCUUUAGCGGGUGGUGCCCCUAUGUAUACCUAUAUACCAUAUCCUUUUAACCAACUUUUCAACGCAACUCUUUGUGCUCUUCACUUUUUUUCCCCUACUUUUUCAACUUCUAUCGCUAUCUUUAUUUUUUUUCCUAGCCAUGUAGUGUAAUUUUUUUUCUAUUCUAUUCUAUUCUAUUCUAUUCUAGUAUUUAUUAAGUCAAAUGGUUUGUAUGAAACCCAAAAAGUUAUGAAAAAUACAUGUACGUCAGGCAAGUAGCCAAUGGAGCUGCAAAAAAAAUGUAAA
Molecule: messenger RNA, 2285 nt
Organism: Drosophila eugracilis
Lineage: Eukaryota; Metazoa; Arthropoda; Insecta; Diptera; Drosophilidae
Gene: Cyp4g1
Product: cytochrome P450 4g1
Exons: 1
Coding region: 107-1771 (554 amino acids)
Molecular function (GO): iron ion binding; monooxygenase activity; heme binding
Source: RefSeq, a predicted model, not a curated record